This is a messenger RNA of Closterium sp. NIES-65, 1455 nucleotides long. The record is from the annotation of a GenBank genome assembly. NCBI's taxonomy places the organism in Eukaryota, Viridiplantae, Streptophyta, Zygnematophyceae, Desmidiales, Closteriaceae.
AUGGCUGCAGAGGAAGGGACGACUGCAGUGAAUGAGUCAAUCAAGGAGGCGGUGCUGGCAGCAGUAAGAGAGGAGCUGGCUGCACACAAGGAGGUGGAUGAGUUGCGGCACAUGCUGACAGCAGUUAAGGGGGAGUUGGAAGUGGUGAUGGGGGAGUUGGCAGCGGUUAAAGGGGAGUUGGCAGUGGUUAAAGGGGAGUUGGCAGUGGUUAAGGGGGAGUUGCCAGUGGUUAAAGGGGAGUUGCCAGCGGUUAAGGGGGAGUUGCCAGUGGUUAAAGAGGAGUUGGGAGUGGUUGAAGGGGAGUUGCCAGCGGUUAAGGGCGAGUUGCCAGUGGUUAAAGAGGAGUUGGGAGUGGUUGAAGGGGAGUUGGCAGCGGUUAAAGGGGAGUUGGCAGUGGGGGAGUUGCCAGUGGUUAAAGAGGAGUUGGGAGUGGUUGAAGGGGAGUUGCCAGCGGUUAAGGGCGAGUUGCCAGUGGUUAAAGAGGAGUUGGGAGUGGUUGAAGGGGAGUUGGCAGUGGUUAAGGGGGAGUUGGCGGAACACAAGGAGGCUAUGGCAGAGCAAUUGGCUGAGAGUUGUGGGGCAUCAGAUGCGAGACGCCUGAAGCGGAAGAGUAGAAAGAGGAGGCAAGAAAUGACAGCAGAGUUUGCGUGGGCGGAAGGUGACGUGCAGGUGGGAUCCGUACCUGGCAUGGGAGGCAUGGCCGGGCCUGGAGGUAUGGGAGGGUGGGGGCCUGGUAUGGGUCCUGUAGGUAUGGGAGGGUGGGGGCCUGGUAUGGGUCCUGGAGGUAUGGGAGGGUCGGGGCCUGGUAUGGGUCCUGGAGAUAUGGGUGCAGGCAUGGGUUCUGGCAUGGAUGGGGAGGCGCGGGAAGGGGGAGGCGGAGGCGGAGGGGGGUGGGGAAUGGGGGGUAUGGUGCGGAUGGGGGGCAUGGGGAACAUGGGGAACAUGGGGGGCAUGGGGAACAUGGGGAACAUGGGGAAGAUGGGCAUGGGACAGAGUAUGGGCGGGGGCAUGGGGAUGGGAAUGGGUGGAGCGGGCGGAAUGGGGAUGAACAUGGGAUAUGGCCCUGGUACAUGGGGAAUGGACGGGCUUGGCGGAUGGGCAGGCGGAGGAGGAGGAAGAGGGGGAAUGUCUGAGGGCAUGGGCGGAGGGGGACUGGGAGGCGGAGGGGGAGGUGGGCGCGGAAUUGGGGCCGGUGUAGGGGGAGGCGCAGGGGCAGGAUCAGGGGGGAGCGGAGAAGGCGCUGGGAUGGGCGGAGGAGGACCCCAGUCAGGCCCAGCGAAUGGCCCUGGUCGACUGCGCAUGUUCUACCGCACAAAGAUGUGCGUCAAGUUCCAGAAAGGCGUGUGCCCGUACGUGAGCAACUGCAGGUUCGCCCACUCGCAGGAGGAGCUGCGCGCGCCGAGCUGGGCCCAACUGGGGGAGCAGGAGUUGAUUGGCAAUGUGCCUGUGCCAUGA